ACAACAUCCGAGCUUGCAGCAUACAUCGAUUAUCGUUACUGGGGCACGGAGGUGACGCUCCGGUUGUUGGCAAAAAUUAUUCAACGCGAAAUCUUUGUGGUCGUUGCGCCUUCGGGACUGGACGACGCUAGCUAUCUAAUCUUCCAGCCAGAUGAAGUAGAAAACUUGGGCGAGACUUUCUCAUCAGUGAAGGAACGCAACUACGAAGGGAAGAAACCAAAGGGAUGGAUCAAGCGGCUUCAA
Messenger RNA from Phytophthora sojae, 243 nucleotides. RefSeq lists its product as hypothetical. Lineage: Eukaryota; Oomycota; Peronosporomycetes; Peronosporales; Peronosporaceae. The transcript has a single exon. The record is from RefSeq and is a predicted model, not a curated record. The annotation marks the transcript as partial.